AUGGAAGAGCCGAAAACUCGGUCGUUGCGGCCUGCGAAGCCAGUGUCGAUCGAGCAGCGCUACACGAAGAUGACACAGCUGGAGCACGUGUUGGCGCGGCCCGACAGCUACGUGGGCUCCUGCAACCCGGAGUCGACGUCGCUCUGGGUUUGGAGCGCGGCGAAGCAGCACAUGGAGUACAAACUGACGACUUACGUGCCGGCGAUGUACAAAAUUUUCGACGAAAUCAUCGUGAACGCGGCCGACGUCAAGUCGCGAGAGACGUUCGAGGGCGGUGAAAAGCGGCGCGCACAGAAAAUCACGUGCAUCAAGGUCACCGUCGACUCCGAGCAAGGUUGCAUCUCGGUGUUCAACAACGGCGCUGCCAUUCCGAUCGAAGUCCACAAGACGUAUAACGUGUACGUGCCUGAGAUGAUUUUCGGGCAGCUGCUGACUUCCGACAACUACGACGACUCGCAGCAGCGCUUCACGGGCGGGCGCAACGGGUACGGCGCAAAGCUGACGAACAUUUUCUCGAAGCGCUUCGAAAUCGAAUGCGUCGACUCGAAGCGCAGAAAGACGUUCCACAUGGCGUGGAAGAACAACAUGACGCAGAAGUCAGAGCCGCAGAUUGCAAGCACUGACGCGCUCAUGGACUACGUCAAGGUGACGUUUUGGCCGGAUUUCAAGCGGCUGAACAUGCCUGACGGGCUGCGCGGCGACAUCUUUGCACUGCUCGAGAAGCGCGUGUACGAUUUGGCGGGAACCACGGGGCUCGCGGUGAGCUUCAACGGACGCGAGCUCGACGUCCACAGCUUUCUCGACUACGUGGACUUGUACUUCCGUGCGUCAGAUCCGUUGCGUCAACUGGAGAUGGACGGCGCCGGCGCCUCUGGCGGCGCAACGUCCAGCGCGGUCGAGCCGUCCGCGCAGCGCGAGACGUUGAAGAUCUUCGAGAAAAUCUCGCAGAACUGGGAGGUGUGCGUCGCGAUGAGUGACGGGCAGUUCCGGCACGUCAGCUUCGUCAACAACAUCUGCACAAGCAAGGGCGGAACGCAUGUCGCGUACGUCGUCGAGCCGAUAGUGCAGUCGCUGCUGAAGAAGAUCAACUCGAUGAACAAGGGCGGCAUGCAGGUGAAAGCGCACCAGGUCAAGAACCACUUGUUCGUGUUCUUGAACUGCAAAAUCGUGAACCCCACGUUCGACAGUCAGACGAAGGAAUUCAUGUCGCUUAACAGCUCGGCGAUUUACCCGACGGCCUCGGUCUCCGACAAAACGAUCACGGCGAUCCUGAAGUCGCCAAUUUUACAGACCAUCAUGGACUGGCUGCAGUUAAAGCAGCAGUCGGAGCUGAAACGGUUGCUCAAAGGCACGGGCCGCACGGGGCGCGAGCGCAUUGUCGGAAUCCCGAAGCUCGACGACGCGAACGACGCUGGCACGAGCAACGGGCACCACUGCACGCUGAUUCUGACGGAAGGCGACAGCGCGAAGACGAGCUGCAUCGCAGGACUCUCGGUGGUCGGGCGAGACCGCUACGGCGUAUUUCCGCUGCGCGGCAAGGUGCUGAACGUGCGCGACGCGACGUUCAAGCAGUUGUCUGAAAACAAAGAGAUUCAGUACAUCAUGAAAAUCACCGGGCUCGAGAUUGGCAAAGACGUGCCGGACGCGCGCUCGCUGCGCUACGGCAGCAUCAUGAUCAUGACGGAUCAAGACCACGACGGUAGCCACAUCAAGGGCUUGAUCAUCAACCUGCUGCAGCACUUUUGGCCCUCGCUGCUGAAGUAUCCCGGUUUUUUGAAGCAGUUCGUCACGCCAAUCAUCAAAGCUUUCGCGAAGAACGAGGUUCGCUCCUUUUUCACACUGCAAGAAUUCGACGACUGGCGCAGCACGCUGCCGCCGGCGCAACUGCUGCGCUACAAAUUUAAAUACUACAAAGGUCUCGGCACGUCGGGCGCGAAAGAGUUCCAAGAGUAUUUCUCGAAUAUGGAGCAGCACCAGUUGGCGUUCAAGUAUGUGGACGGCGAGGACUUCGAAGCGAUCGACAUGGCGUUCAACAGCAAGCGCGCGCACGACCGCAAAGAGUGGAUCCAGUCGUUCGUGGAGGGCACGUUUCUCGACCACAACGUGAAAGAAGUGCGGUACAAGGACUUUAUCAACAAGGAGCUCGUGCUGUUUAGUCGGUACGACGUGCAGCGCUCGAUUCCGAACAUGGUGGACGGGCUGAAGCCGGCGCAGCGCAAAGUGCUGUACGGCGCGUUCAAAAAGAACCUCGUGCGCUCGGAAAUGAAGGUGGCGCAGUUCGCAAGCUACGUCGCAGACGUCAGCAGCUACCACCACGGCGAAGAAUCGAUUGCGCAGACGGUCGUGAACAUGGCGCAGCAGUUCGUCGGAACGAACAACCUGAACCUGCUUGAGCCGUGCGGUCAGUUUGGCAGUCGCAAAGAGGGCGGGCGCGACGCGUCCGCGACGCGCUAUAUCUUCACGAAGCUGUCGAACGUUUGCCGGUUCAUGUUCCGGCAGGAAGACGAGCCGCUGCUGGACUACCAAAACGACGACAACGUGCCCAUCGAGCCAAAGUUCUACGUGCCCGUAAUCCCGCAACUGCUCGUGAACGGCGCGGAAGGCAUCGGCACGGGUUGGAGCUGCAGCAUUCCGAACUACAACCCGCACGACAUCAUUGAAAACAUUCGGCGCUACUUGGCGGAAAAGCCGCUGCAGCCGAUGGUGCCCUGGUACCGCGAUUUCAAAGGCAAAAUUGAGCCGAACCAGAAGGGCGGCUUCGACUCGGUGGGAGUAAUCGAAGAGAUCGACCAAGACUCUUUCCGCAUCUCCGAACUUCCCGUGCGCGUGUGGACGCAGCCGUACAAGGUGUACUUGGAGGAAGAACUGCAGCUGAGCAUCGAGCAGACGUCGAAGAAGAAGGACAAGAAGCCGACGGCGUCCAAAAGCUCGCUGCAACUGCUCGACUACAAAGACAACUCAAGCCACGAAAACGUGGACUUCGAGUGCUUGGUGGCCAGUGAGAACGUGGCCGCGUUGUACUCGGCGGGGUUAGACAGAGCGUUCAAGCUGCGCAAGUCGAUCAGCCUGAGCAACUUGGUGGCCUUCAACGUCGACUGCAAGAUUUACCGGUACAAAGACGAACUCGAGAUGCUCAAAGACUUCUGCGCGGUGCGUCUGAUGUACUACGAAAGGCGCAAAGCCUACAUGGUGCGCGCGACCAAGAAGGAACUGAGCUUUUUGACGAACAAGACACGCUUCGUUCUGGCGAUUCUAGAUGACUCGCUGGUGGAAAUCACGCACCUGAACCACCAGUUGCAGGUCGACUCUGCGGAGGCGGAAGACAACGAGCAAAAAAUCAGCAAAAACACGCAGCUGCCGCACCUGAUCUCGAACGUUGCGGAGAUUAUUGAAAACGAGCAGCCGACUGAAGACGAGAGCGCGCUGAAGAACAGCGACGACCUGCACAGCGCGAAGUCGGUGAUCAUCCGCACCUCGCAGCGGCAUCAGGUGUUUCUGCGGCACGUGGGGCUCGUCGCGGUCGACGAGCUGCGCCCGAACGACCGCGUCGCGGUGAACCGCGACAGCUUCCUGAUUCUUUCGAAGCUGCCGACCGAGUUCGACCCGCGCGCGAAGGCGAUGGAAGUCACCGAGCUGCCGACCGACUCCUACGCGGACAUCGGCGGGCUGGACAAGCAGGUGCAGGAGCUCGUGGAGUCGAUCGUGCUGCCGCUGCUGCGUCCGGAACUCUUCGAGGCGCUCGGCGUCCGCUCGCCGAAAGGGCUGCUGCUAUACGGGCCGCCGGGCACCGGCAAGACGCUGCUCGCGCGCGCGUGCGCGGCGGAGUGCAAGGCGACCUUUCUGAAACUCGCGGGCACUGAGCUGGUGCAGAUGUACAUCGGCGACGGCGCGCGCAUCGUGCGCGACGCGUUCGAGCUGGCGAAGCAGAAGGCGCCGGCGAUCAUCUUCAUCGACGAGAUCGACUCGAUUGGCGUGAAGCGCAGCUCGGACGGCUCGCUGGCGGACCGCGAAGUCGAGCGCACGAUGCUCGAGCUGCUCAGCCAGCUUGACGGCUUCGUGAGCAACGACCGCGUGAAGCUGAUCGCCGCGACCAACCGGCCGGACAUUCUGGACCCCGCGCUGACGCGCAGCGGCCGGCUGGACCGCAAGAUCGAGUUCGCGCUGCCCGACGAAGCCGCGCGCGUGAAGAUCUUCCAAAUCCACAGCCGAAAAAUGGCAGUGGACAAGAGCUCGGUGGUUUUCGAGGAACUCGCACGGCUCACCGACGGGCUGAACGCCUCGCAGAUCCGCGCCUGCUGCAUCGAGGCUGGCAUGUGCGCGCUGCGCAGUCACUCGAAAAGCAUCAACCACGUUCAUUUCGUCAAAGGCGUCGAAGAGGUCGAGCAAAAGAAAAAAGACAGCCUAAACUACUUCUCGUAG
Molecule: messenger RNA, 4419 nt
Organism: Dermatophagoides pteronyssinus (European house dust mite)
Lineage: Eukaryota; Metazoa; Arthropoda; Arachnida; Sarcoptiformes; Pyroglyphidae
Product: DNA topoisomerase 2-like
Source: RefSeq, a predicted model, not a curated record